AAACUCAGCUGUGCACGACACUGACAAAUAAGCUGUAUGUACCGGCUUUAACAACAAAUGCAUUUAUUUUGCACAACAAACGAAUCAUGAAGACCAUACCUGUAUUGAGCAAAGAAAUUGCUGCCGUUUUUAAACUAAAUGGAUUUCUCACACGAUCUGAAGUGAGAACAUUUUUGGCCGAACAACUGCAGCCGCUAAGCAAUGAAGAACAAAAGGAAUGGUUGAGCAAUAUUGCAUCUCAUAUACAGAGCCAAGGACUACCAACGCCCAAUGUUGAAAUAGUUCAUAUUGAAUUAGCCAUCAAGGAAAACUGUAAUGCUGGUCUUGAAGAUGGCGAGACUAUAUUCUCCGUUAUAAAUGCGUUCGAUAUUCCAAAGUAUAAAUACGACAUGGAACGGAAAAAGUAUUUCAUCGAAGACAAGCCACGCAAUCUUCUACCAUCGGCCACGGCACGCUCUGAAUUUUUGAUCGAUCGUUAUACAAUGCUUUGGCAAAGAACAUGCCGUCAUGAACUGUUUGCCGCAUCAAUUCCAGGCAUAUCGGUUGAUGUGAAAAAAUUUCAACUACGAAAAAUUGAAACACUACUCGCUUCAACCAGCGUAAAAGAAGUUGUUGUGCUCGGACUACUCGCUCAAUUGAAAGAGAAUAAAUUUUUCAUCGAAGAUCCGACGGGUGCGGUUCAAAUCGAUUUAUCUUCUGUACAAUUUCACAGUGGCUUCUUUUGCGAAGGUUGCUUUGUACUGAUUGAGGGUAGUUAUGAGGAUGGGAUUUUAAAGGCAUCGGGCAUGGGAUUUCCACCAUUUGAAGAAGCGGCAAGUUCACGUGCAUAUUUUGGCUCGCUGAAUACAUGGGGUGGUCGUUCGAAGAUACUUCUCAAAAGUUCAGCACGUUUAUUGGAAAUUGAACGAGCAAACACAGAUGCAACCAUUGUAUUUUUGGCCGAUUGCUGGCUGGAUGAUCCAACUGUCUUACAAAAAUUGCAAACUCUUUUAGUGGGUUACAAUGAUAUGCCUCCGGUGGCUAUUGUUCUGAUGGGCCCAUUCGUUCGAAACUUAACGAGCCCAAUGCAACUCAAAGCACGUCUUCAGAUUCUUGGUGAAAUCAUUUCAAAUAAUUGUCCGACACUAAAGAAAGAGACCGAUCUUGUGAUUGUUCCAGCGCCUGAUGAUCCAAUUGCACCGGUUAUUUUGCCACGAAUUGGUAUGCCCGAAAGCUUAUGCGCUGGCUUGAAACGAUUAGUUCCGCGAACGAUUUUAGCAUCAAAUCCAUGUCGAUUACAGUAUUGUACACAACAAAUUGUUGUCUGUCGCGCUGACUUGGUUACGAAAUUAUGUCGAAAUACAAUCAAUUUUCCGGAAACGGGCAAACUUGAGGAUCAUUUUGCGCGCACUCUCAUUUGUCAAGGAACAUUAACACCGCUCAGUCAAAAUACAAUGCCAAUUUAUUGGAAUAUGGAUGCUUCGCUGGCACUUUAUCCACUGCCCGAUUUAAUUGUCGUCGGCGAUCCAAGCAAACCAUUCGAAAUUCAACAUCAUGGAUGCACUGUUGUCAAUACGGGAUCGUUUCCAAAGUCAAAGUUUACAUUCAAGGUAUACGUGCCCUCACAAAGAAUUGUGGAGGACUCUCAAAUUCCAGAUGAUGACUAAAUCUCACUUUUUUAUUAUUCAUUUAAGUUAUUCAUAGACUAAUCCAUGUCAUUAAGUCCCCAAUAAAAAGUAUAUACAAGUAAA
Molecule: messenger RNA, 1730 nt
Organism: Contarinia nasturtii (swede midge)
Lineage: Eukaryota; Metazoa; Arthropoda; Insecta; Diptera; Cecidomyiidae
Gene: DNApol-epsilon58
Product: DNA polymerase epsilon subunit 2
Exons: 6
Coding region: 87-1646 (519 amino acids)
Biological process (GO): DNA-templated DNA replication; error-prone translesion synthesis
Cellular component (GO): epsilon DNA polymerase complex
Molecular function (GO): DNA binding
Source: RefSeq, a predicted model, not a curated record